Messenger RNA from Cladophialophora yegresii CBS 114405, 1407 nucleotides. RefSeq names its product 3-carboxy-cis,cis-muconate cycloisomerase. Gene Ontology annotation, molecular function: catalytic activity. The coding region runs from base 1 to 1407 and encodes 468 amino acids. The transcript has a single exon. The record is from RefSeq and is a predicted model, not a curated record. NCBI's taxonomy places the organism in Eukaryota, Fungi, Ascomycota, Eurotiomycetes, Chaetothyriales, Herpotrichiellaceae.
AUGACAUCCGUGCAAGACUCCGUCAUCUUCGGCAACAUCCUGUCGACGCACGAGUCGGCGGCCAUCUGGUCCGACAAGACGCGCACGCAAUGCUACCUCGCGUUCGAGGGCGCGCUGGCCAAAGCCCAAGCCCGGCUGGGCAUCAUCCCGCAAAAGGCCGCCGACGAGAUCAUCGCCUUCUGCCUGAACAUCCGGAACGUGAACUUUGACGAGCUCCGCCAGCAGACCGAACUCGUCGGAUACCCCGUGCUGGGCGUGGUCAAGCAGCUGGUCCGCCACGUCAACGGCGUGGAACCGGGGCUGGGCGAGUGGGCGCACUGGGGCGCCACGACGCAGGACGUUACGGACACGGCGACGGUGAUCCAGCUGUGGGACACGCUGAGCCUGUUCGAGAAGCAGCUCGAGGCCAUCAUUGCGUCCCUGCGCGCCCUGGCCGACGCGCACAAGGCCACGCCCAUGGCGGCGCGGUCGAACCUGCAGCACGCCGUGCCCAUGUCGCUCGGCUUCAAGCUCGCCAGGCUGCUGGCCACGUUCCUGCGGCACAGGGAGCGGUUGAAGGACGUGGAGACGCGGCUGACCGUGCUGGAGUUCUCGGGCGCGGCGGGGACGUUGGCCACGCUGCCCCCGACCGUGGACGAGCCGCUGUUGGGCCUGGAGUGUCAGCGGGAGUUGGCCAAGGAUCUGAACCUCAAGGUCCCGGAGAUUGCGUGGCACACCGAGCGGGAUCGCUUUGCCGAGUUUGGAUCCCUGUGCGCCAUGCUGACGAGCACGUGCGCCAAGUUUGCCCUGGACGUCAAGCUGAUGAUGCAGACCGAGGUGGCCGAGCUGUCGGAGCCGUAUGUGCCGCAUCGCGGGUCCAGCAGCACGAUGCCGCAGAAGCGCAAUCCCAUCUCGUGCGCGUACAUCACCGCCAUGGCCGCCACGGUCCGGCAGUUGAGCACGAGUCUCUUCGAGGCAAUGGUCGGCGAUCACGAGAGGAGCACGGGACCCUGGGAGAUUGAAUGGAUUGUGCUGCCGCAGAUAUCGACGCUGACUCACGCGUCGUUGAAGCAGACUUCGGAACUUAUCGCCGGGCUGGAAGUGCAUGAGGAUGCCAUGAAGAAGAACCUCGACAUUUCAAGGGGCGGGAUCGUGAGUGAAGCGGUGAUGAUGGGCUUGGGGAAGACCCUGGGCCGCCAGUAUGCCCAUGAUGUGGUGUAUGAUCUGUGUCGCACGUCACAGGUGGAAAAUCGACAGUUGCUGGAUCUACUCUGCGAGCACGAGGAAAUCAGCAAGAAGAUGAGUAGGGAGGAGCUGGCUAAACUGUGCGAUCCUGCCAGCUACCUAGGAUACAGUGAAGCUAUGGUUCAGCGGGUCUUGAAGCUUGCCGACGAGCCCCGAAAGGAUCCGCCGCCGAGUCUCGUCUGA